AUGGUGUUCCUGAUGCGCGGACGCCGCGCGGAGCUGCUGGUGGCGUCGGCCAUGACUGCGUACCUGCUGCUGUGCCCCUUCGCCAAGGUGGAGGAGAGCUUCAACCUGCAGGCGACCCACGACCUGCUGCUCUUGGGCGUGCGCGGCGUGGACCAGUUCGACCACCUCGAGUUCCCGGGCGUCGUGCCGCGCACGUUCAUCGGCUCCUUGGCGGUGGCGGGCGCCAGUCGCCCCCUCGUGUGGCUGCUGCAGCUGCUGGGCGUGCACAAGUUGUGGCUGCAGGUGGCCACCCGCUGGGUGCUGGGGAUGCUGACAAUGGGGGGCCUCGUCUUCUUCAGCGACGGCGUGGGGAUGCGCUUCGGUCGGGACGCGAGUCGCUUCCUGCUGCUGCUUUGCGCGUGUCAGUUCCACCUGCUGUUCUACAUGAGUAGAACUCUACCCAAUGUGUACGCGCUGGCGUUGGUGCUGUACGCACUGGGGUUCUACCUCCGGUGGCAGCGCUGCGUGUUCCUGUUCACGUUCGCGACUGUGGUGUUCCGAGGUGACACGGUGGUGCUGUUUGCGCCCUUGGUGCUGAACAUGCUGCUGUCUCGUCGGGUGUCGUUCUUCACGAUGGUGUGGUGGGGACUGUCUUCGGGAGUGCUGUCGUUGACGCUGACAGUGCUCGUGGACUCGUACUUCUGGCAACGCUGGCUCUGGCCGGAGGGCGAGGUGCUGUGGUUCAACACCGUGGAGAACAAGAGCAGCGAGUGGGGGGUCAGUCCCCCGCUGUGGUACUUCACGUCGGCUCUGCCCCGUGCACUGCAGGCCACGGCUCUGCUGAUCCCGCUCGGACUCAGGUUGGUUACGCUCCUCCCGACGCUGCUGAAGAGCCGAUCGUUGCAUGACGUUUUGUGGUCGUUCAAGACGGCGCCAGUUCUGGACUGGAGUGUGUUUUCGCUCGUUUGGCCCGUGUUUGUAUACCUGGGGCUCUACUCGUUCCUCCCACACAAGGAGCUGCGGUUUAUCUUCAACGCUAUUCCGAUCCUCAACAUGGUCUCGGCCGUGGGUCUAGCCAAGCUCUACCGCAACAGCAAGGCGCUUUUCCCACUUGUUGGCGCCAUUGGAUGCAUGCUGGUCACAGUAAUUGGCACGCUGUUCUUGCUUACAGCCGCCCAAAACAACUACCCUGGUGGCGAGGCCUUCGUUCGUUUGCAUCAAAUUGGGCUGAAUGAGCGCGAUCUACCUCGUACUGUGCACAUCGACGUCCCCGCUGCCAUGACUGGUGUGUCUCGAUUCGGCGAGGAGUUCCCGGCAUGGAGGUAUUCGAAGGACGAGUCGGUGACGACCGUGGAACAGUUGACGCAGUUCGACUAUCUGUUAACAGCCAAGGAUCCAACAUCGCUGGAAGACGAUUUCCAGUACAUCGCCGGGUUCAAAGCCUUCGCAGGAGUCGGGCUGGUCGACCACCGCAUCACUCUGAAGACCAAGAAGCUGGUGUUUCUGAUGCGAAACCAAGGCAUCACUCCUGCUCAAGUGUAG
Phytophthora sojae is the source of this 1521-nucleotide messenger RNA. RefSeq lists its product as hypothetical. Gene Ontology annotation, biological process: protein N-linked glycosylation. Gene Ontology annotation, cellular component: endoplasmic reticulum membrane. The coding region runs from base 1 to 1521 and encodes 506 amino acids. The transcript is spliced from 7 exons. The record is from RefSeq and is a predicted model, not a curated record. Gene Ontology annotation, molecular function: alpha-1,6-mannosyltransferase activity. Lineage: Eukaryota; Oomycota; Peronosporomycetes; Peronosporales; Peronosporaceae.